Messenger RNA from Corythoichthys intestinalis (scribbled pipefish), 6896 nucleotides. Its product is annotated as 6-phosphofructo-2-kinase/fructose-2,6-bisphosphatase 2-like. The transcript has 16 exons. The record is from RefSeq and is a predicted model, not a curated record. Gene Ontology annotation, molecular function: fructose-2,6-bisphosphate 2-phosphatase activity; ATP binding; 6-phosphofructo-2-kinase activity. NCBI's taxonomy places the organism in Eukaryota, Metazoa, Chordata, Actinopteri, Syngnathiformes, Syngnathidae. Gene Ontology annotation, cellular component: cytosol. Gene Ontology annotation, biological process: fructose metabolic process; fructose 2,6-bisphosphate metabolic process. Bases 230 to 1873 code for a protein of 547 amino acids.
AGUUUUUGUAUAGGGCUAACUUGACUUAGAGUGCACUUCCUGUCAAGACACUUCGGAGGAGGAGCAAAAAAACAUCCGAGGAGGGGAAGGUGUCACCAACUGAUGGAAACAGUUCAAACAACGAAAAAACGAACGAUAAUCGGCACCUGCCGUAGUCGCGAAAGAUGCUGACUUCAUUGUGACAGCGACUAGGGAGCAUCCGGCCAACGCCACAAGCAGAUGACCCACCAUGGCUGCACGGCAUCAGAGACCAGCAGACAUGGUAGAUGGCUCAGUGGAGUCCAAAAGGAAAGAGAAAAAGUGCUCCUGGGCAUCCUACAUGACCAACUCCCCUACUGUGAUUGUGAUGAUUGGAUUGCCCGCUCGUGGGAAAACAUACAUGUCCAAGAAGCUGACGCGCUACCUCAACUGGAUUGGAGUGCCGACAAAGGUAUUCAACCUUGGAGUUUAUAGGAGAGAAGCUGUAAAGUCAUACAAAUCCUAUGACUUUUUCAGACAUGACAACGAAGAAGCCAUGCAAAUACGAAAGCUUGUGUGUUCUUAUACUUUUUUUAAAUACAGACAAUGUGCUCUGGUGGCACUGAAAGAUGUGAAGUCCUAUCUGAAUGAGGAAGGAGGACAGAUUGCUGUAUUUGAUGCUACUAACACCACCAGGGAGAGGAGGGAACUUAUCCUUAGCUUUGCCAAGGAAAAUUCAUACAAGGUGUUUUUUGUGGAAUCUAUAUGUGAUGAUCCAGACGUAAUUGCUGCAAACAUCCUGGAUGUGAAGGUGUCCAGCCCAGACUACCCAGAGAGAGACAGAGAAAGUGUCAUGGAUGAUUUUCUUAAGAGGAUAGAGUGUUAUAAAGUAACUUACCAGCCUUUGGAUCCAGAUGAACAUGACACGAACUUGUCCUUCAUUCAGGUCAUUAAUGUUGGCCGCCGAUUCCUGGUAAACAGGGUACAAGAUUAUAUUCAGAGUAAAAUUGUCUACUACCUCAUGAACAUCCACGUGCACUCCCACUCCAUUUAUCUUUGUCGACAUGGAGAGAGCCAUCACAAUCGGCAAGGACGAAUUGGUGGGGAUUCUGAGCUGUCGGACAGAGGGAAAGAGUUUGCUGUAGCACUGAAAGGUUUUGUUGAAGAACAUCGUCUGUCAGAUCUGAAAGUUUGGACCAGUCAACUGAGGCGCACCAUUCAAACUGCAGAGGAGCUUGGUGUUCCGUACGAACAAUGGAAGAUCCUUAAUGAGAUUGAUGCUGGAGUGUGUGAAGAGAUGACAUACAAACUCAUUGAGGAAACAUACCCAGAUGAGUACGCCAUGAGGUACCAGGACAAGUAUCACUACCGCUAUCCUGGAGGAGAAUCCUACCAGGACCUGGUGCAGCGGUUGGAGCCGGUAAUCAUGGAACUGGAGCGACAAGGCAAUGUUCUGGUCAUCUGUCAUCAAGCCGUCAUGCGCUGUCUGCUUGCCUACUUUUUGGACAAGAGCGCAGACGAUCUUCCAUACUUGAAGUGUCCCUUGCACACUGUCCUCAAACUAACCCCUGUGGCUUAUGGUUGUAAAGUGGAUUUGUUUGACCUGAAGGUGGAAGCUGUCAACACUCACAGAGACAGACAAUUAAAGAAAGAACGAGGAGAAAUUCCACCAGCUUUCUACCGGAGGAAUAGUUUCACGCCACUGUCCAGCCAUGACCAAGUCAAGCGGCCACGCCUUUACAGCGCCGACAAUCCUCCUCAGCAUAGCUUGUCUCAGAUAUCCAUUUUACCCAGCGUGCAAUUCUCUGAGGCGGCAGAGGGCAUGGAGCUGCGCGAAAGAGAGGACUCCCUUAAUGGUUUCAGUGCAGGGGACACAGACUGUGAUGGCAGUGAAAGAAAAGAUGUUUUCAGCUAGUCCCGACGUACGUCGCUGAGCGAAUGUCUGGAUUGGCUUGGCUGCUGUGUACCUCCCACUUGAACUGCUGCAAUUAGUCAGUUGACAAAAUCACUGUACAAAUCUAGCAUACAAAAAAUGACUCCGUCCAUUAGUUAUUAGCAAAAAAGUAGAUACCUUGUGGGUGUCAUAAUGUAAUCAUGUGGGAGAGCUCAAUUGUUUAAGUUCGCAUUUCUUUCCUCUUUCAUUGUUCACUUCCGUCGUGUUAACUCAUUGGCUGCCUUUGAUGGCAAUAGACGUCCAGUAGAUUUCAAAUGGGAUCAUCCGGGUGAAAGGAGUUUUUGUUUGUUUUUGUGUUUUGUCCCUAACUGGUCUAGCAUUUUUUCUGAUGCCUGCUCAGAACAGAUAACAAGAAUGUCAACCAUGAAUGUAGAUAUGCUGAUGGGAACUCCGAUUAGAAUGGCAUGGUUGUUCUAUUCGUUUUAUUUUCAUAUUCGUAACCCAUCUAGUAUAUAGAACCUUUGAAAAUACUUUUCAUUUUAAUAUGAUAUUAAAAACUUUAUUUCUACGUAAUUCGCCGUUGUUGUUGUUGUUUACAUUGCAAUGUGGUGACGCGAAACGGUGCAGCAGGCUGUACCGAUGAGUAGGGAUGGGAAUCGAAAUCCGAUUCCAAUUCGGAACCGGUUCCGAGUGUUUCGAGGCCUCGACAUCACAAUGAAAAAGCCUUAACGAUCUCUUUAACGAUUCCUAAAGACGCGUAUUGCGUCGUGACAUGUGUUGUUGUCCAGACGCAUCAAACUAGCAUGGCGCCAAGAACCACUCGCUCCAAAGUUUGACUACACUUCACCAGGAAAGAGUGUGAAAAUGAAAGGUGACGACGGGUAUAAGCACGAGCAUUGCAGCCAUAAACAUAACAAUGACAGCACGUAGGUUCAAACGCUCGAAAGUGUGUCUUCACUUCACGAGGAAAAAUUACAACAAAGCGACUUGCAGUCAUUGCAAGUCCCGGCUAUACAGCUAGCUUAACUCCCAAAUGACGAUGCAGAAGACGUUGGUAUAAUUUGCUGACUUUAUUCAACCAUCACUUGAAGAGUGACACAAACAAUAGAAAUGAAACAAAUCAAUUUUGUCCCCAAUAACAAACAGGUUUGCAUCAACGUAAAUCAGCGAUGAUUAGCUGCUAGUAACAGUAUGGUUAGCAUUCGUUCGCUAGCAUUAGCACAUCGUUCAAACCACUACACAACUGGAUUUAAGUGUCCGAUCGCGAUUGGAAACACAACAACAACAACACAAAAGAUGAUACAUACAGGCGUUGCCUCUGUAGAUAUUAACAUUAAUUAACAAAGAAGUAGGCUCGUAGAAGUGUUUCCCUCUCUCACUCACUUGGAUGCGGCAUUUCUUCUUUGGGUGUAUGCGCGCUCCAGCAGUCCUCAAACUGCGGCCCACGGCCCAAAUACGGCCCGCCUCCACAUUUGGUCCGGCCAUUUUGAAAAUUUUUUUUUUCCCUCAAUCGUGUUAUUUAUUUUCUGGCCUUUUCCUUGAAGAAUUCAGAGAGGGUUAUUUGGUUAUUAUCUAUUUAAUUAAUAGUGUUUUUAUUAUUAAUUAUUAUUGUUAUUAUAAUGAAUCCAGAAAGGGUUAUUUGAUUGUGGCUUCUGAAAAACAAUAUUUUUUUACAUUUAUGCACUUCUGCAAUCGUCACACUUUUUCUGUAACAAACUGACCCCGGCCCCUCAUCAGAGAAGGGAAAAGUUAUGUGGCCCUCACAGGAAAAAGUUUGGGGACCCCUGCUUUAACACAUAUUGCCAAAGGCAGAACAAAAACCUAUCUGCCAAUAUAUACCAAUAUUUUUUAUUUCUAUUAGAUAAAUGUUUCAGUAAAAUGUUACACAUUCUUGUGUAUUUGCCACUUAUUGCCACAGUUAACAUUGAGGCUUUGGGCCUCUUUUGAUCUCGUUGUGAGUUUGUAAGGUUGUGACUUCUGAUUAAACAAACUCGAUGCCAAUCAAAAAGUUUGUUCUUUUUCCCCAAAUUAGAAUCGAUAAGAGAAUCGAUAAAGAAUCGAAUCGUUAAGCAAUAUCGAUAAUGGAAUCGGAAUCGUAAAAAUCCUAUCAAUUCCCAUCCCUACCGAUGAGCCUAGUAAGCCUUUACAGUUCGGGUCCAUGCUAAAAUUGCAAGGAAAAAAAUGAAGACUCACCAAGACCAAAGUAAAAAUCGAACUGAAAAUAUGGACAAGAUGCAGAAGGAAUCUUUAGCCGGUCAAAUUCUAUGGUGUGUCUCAGGUAAAUGUUCACUGAUGCCAAUGCAGAUGUAAAUGCCUGGUGGUUUAGUUGGCACCAGUCAACCAGUCUCACAAGGCUCCACUAAUCAAAAUUGAGUACCGUAUUUUCCGCACUAUAAGGCGCAUCGGAGUAGAAGGUGCACCUUCAAUGAAUGGCCUAUUUUAAAACCGUUUUCAUAUAUAGGGCGCACCGCAUCAUAAGGUGCAGUAGUAGUGGUUGGGGUUGUGUUACACAUCCACUAGAUGGUGCUGCGCUAAAAGGAAUGUCAUGCCAUGAUUAACCAGUAUUGAUCCAUAUAUAAGGCGCAUCGGAUUAUAAGGCGUACUGUCUGCUUUUGAGAAAAUUGAAACCUUUUAGGUGCGCCUUAUAGUGCAGAAAAUACGGUACUUGUAGAAGAAAAUACAUGAAUUUCCACCCACUACUGAAGAAAUCUGCUCCUCAAUGUCGAUUUUAAUAGUGACACACCAGUAGCACAGCUUCGCACUUAGCAUAGCUUACACAUUUACAUAGUGAUUCAUGGCUAUACUGUAAAUUCAAGAACAUAAACUAUCUAAUAUGACUAAUAAAGAUUACGCAAACACGUAACAUGGCAAGCACAAGACAAAGACUCUGACGAAUUUGCAGACAUACGUGAGCAUCACUUUGAUCGGAAGAAAAAAAAAAAAACAGCAUUAACAUCUCUUUCAAUAUAAUUUCUUACCAGUAGAAGACCGAUUUUUUUUUUUUUUUUUUUUUUUUUUUUGUAAAUGGGUGGACACUGUGCUCUCGAGGCCAGUGGAAUACUCUGCCCUCGCGGCCUGUAAGGAAUAUACUGGAGUCUCAUUUUAAUGAAUAUCAUAAUUACGCUGGCAUCAUUUUAAGUCACCACAUUGCAACGUAAACAACAAUAGCAACUUCCGUCGAAAUAGUUUUAAUAUCAAGCUGCAAAUUAUUUUCAAAGCUUGAAUAUUGUAGAUAAGUUACUACCAUGCAAAUAUUCAGGGAUGUUUUGAUCACAUGAUCGGAAAUCGGGCCGAUCGCGCCAUUUUUCAGAGGGUCUGAAUCGGAUGAAAAGGAUAGGGUUUCUGCUUCAUGCUCGUACAGCGCCACAGCCUCUCACCCUCCCUCCCUCCUAAGCAGCGUGGCCAAACUGUCCAGCUUGCAUUUUAGCACUUAAAGUUAACGAUGAUUGACAGGUUUGUAGCUUUGAUCUCGGCAGAGAGCUUGGUGGCUCUACGAUCAAUCAUUGUUAAACUUGCGAGAGGCUGUUCUCAGUAGUGUGAGGGGAUUUGAGUGACCUCACUCAAUUAAACAUUCAAUAAAGGCAAGCUGUUUUUCUAUGUUAUUCUUUUUUUAAAAUAAUACACAUUAUGAAGAUGGGACAGUAACAUGUGUGGAACUUUUGUUUAAAAAAAAAAAAAAAACUAGCUUUUUUCGGUAUCAGAUCGGGACUAUUGGCAGAUUCUCAAAACCAGGUGACUCGGACUCCGGGGCAAAAAUAUGCGAUCGGGACAGCCCUAAUACUGAAGCAACAUAUUUUAAUCAGGGCUCCCUUUUAGAAAAUUCAGAGUGCUCGCUGAAGAUACGCUAAAAUAUCAUGACGACACUUAGUUAUUUUUUUAAAAAUUGUUACAUAUGUGUCUAAAGCAUUUAAGAUUGUUGAGCCUAAAUUACAGUCUUACCAACUAAUAUUAUUUUUACAUGGGGAGAAACUCUGCCUUAAAUAUUGAUAGCUUUCCUCCCCCCAACUGAUAAGCUUUUUUUUUUUUUUUUUUUUUUUUAUUAUUAUUAUUAUUUAAGUAAUGACAUUUAUUAUUAAAUGAGUGUUAAAAAAUGAUAUUUAAAACUUCUGGAUUCAGUGCAAUUUUGGGCUUUUGUCUUCAAGGGUAUGUACUGUUUUCUUUUUAAUGUAAGACAAUCAUUGUUCAACAAAAUUGGAAUAUGCCCUGUGUUCAGUUUAAGUUGAUUUUCACAAUUCGUGCAAAUUAAGAGCAAAAAUAAAAUGACACAACAGUGCCUGCGUCUAACAAGCUACAAGGUGUAUUUAAAAGUAUAAUGACAAUUGACAAGUCAUUUUUUAUUUAAAGGAUUUUACCUGUGAUUGUUUUCAUGUCACUUUUAGUGAAUGCAGCAAGUACACAAAUGUAUUUUACUACCAAUCAAUGGAAUGAAUUACAUAUUUAUUGUAUCAUUUAGUCAUGUUAAUCAGGUGCUGAUGUUUUUUCAGAAAUUGAAGAAUCAUUGCCAUUUCGUGUGAGUCACAACCAUGUGUCCAAGGUAUUUCAUAGCCAUUUCGUGUGAGUCACAACCAUGUGUCCAAGGUAUUCCAUAGCCAUCUGCUGGCUUGACUGGUAUGAAACUGUCACCUUGAUUAACUCUUUUGGUGCCAUUGACUAUGAUAAAAAUCCAGUCACGUGACUUUUCUCAUCUCUGUUGUGAAUUACAGCGUUAUCACUAGUAAACGUCCAAUUUAUUGGACGUCCUAUUACUGUCAAUGGCAGCCAAUGAGUUAAUUGUGUGUCAGAGAACUUGAAUCUGCUUCUUGUUUUGAGAUACCAAAUGAUGAAAGAGCCUUUACAGAUUUUAUACGCACACAAUUGAAGGCACCAUUCACUUUUGUGUUAUCAACUGUUUGAGUACCAAAUGAAAACUGCAACAUAAUCCUGCUGUACUUUUGUGUUUUUUUGUUUUUAAAUUGCAUGCAUUUCAGCCAUUUAUUAUUGGAAGUUAUUUCCACCCUCAUAUUCAAAGAUGUCUGAGCUUAAUACAAUCCAAUAAUAAAUACAA